GCCGCAGCCGCCCUCGCACACAAGUUCUUCUCUUCCUUGGCGCCUGCACCCGCAUACACAAGUUCUCCCUCUUCCUUCCUUCUUCCUCCCAUUUCUUUCCUUUCUCCUCCUUUCAUCCUUUUUUCUUCUUCUUCUUCUGCUCCGCGCCUGCCUGCCCCUGCCAUGCUCCCGAUGGAAUGUGAGUCGACAUCUAUGUGGGAGUUAAGCUUUGUUGUAUCAUCUAACCAUGGUAAACAUCUCUGAUUUUAGGUUACUUCAUCUCCAUUUUAAGGUAAGGUUCAGUGCUAUCAUUUCUCAAACAAUAUUAUGUUUGUGCCUCUACAUACGCUUUAUCGUUUAUUGGAAACAGCAUAGAUUGAAAGAAGUGCUAAAUGGGUCAUAUACCGUGAUUGUGCCACUUUUCUAGUGAUUUACUAAGAUUAUAUUUGUAAAUUCGUGUUUCUGAAAUGUGUAAGCUAAUGAUUGAUCCGUUUUUUUCCUGUCUAUUUCAUUCAUUUCCGAAACAGAGACAUUGGAUUUUAAGUUUUUGUUGAAACCAAAGUGUAGUAAUGUCCCUUGCGUUGUGGAGGAGGGUCUGAACCGGUAACUUACUGGGGGUACCUUAAGGGGGGACAGAGGGAUGGUUGUAUUUAAUUUGAGUGGUGACGAGAUUCUUGAGUACAAAGUAUGGAUUAAAGCGGAUAGGGUUUCGCCAUUUGAUCUUGCUGCAAGUUGGAGAGCACAUCAGGAGAAUUUCCAGCCUUCCUCUGUUCAUGGAAUACCAGAUAUCAAUAUAAUUUCUGCUGCUGAAAGUAAUGUGGUGGGUGUAGCAUACCUGCAUCUUCUUACACAGGCAUGGCUGUGCCGCUAACAUCUCAAAGAGGUUAUGGAAGUUGACCAUAAAAAGUAGUUGGAAACCAGAGUGUUACAAAGUCUAUCCAGGAAAUUAAAUAGUUACCUUAGUUGGAUGUUACAAAGUCUGUUAGAACGCUAUGCGAGCAGCUGCAGGAGCAGUUGCAGCUGCAGCUGUAGCAGAUCAGUUGCUCGGUCUAAAAGAGGAUAGGCAUCUAGCGAUUGUCUUGGUUGGAUUGCCUGCUCGUGGCAAAACUUUUACUGCAGCCAAACUUACUCAAUAUCUUCGUUGGUUAAGUCACAAGACUAAACACUUUAAUGUGGAAAGUAUCGAAGGCUUAAGCAUGGAGUUAAUCAGGACAAGGUGGAUGUUGAAGCACACCUGACUCAACAAGGAAAUACGUCAUAUGAUUAGGAUAAUGUGUUCCUCAUUGUAGUACCCCGUGACAAGAAAAAUUGCAUUUAUGGGUUGGGGUCAUUAGGUGCGACUGUUCCUCCUCGACCAUCAUCCUUCUGCAGCGAUGGUCGUACUCCGGGCACAUUUAUUCUUGAGGAACGAUUGACAAAGAUAGAGUGUGAGUUGGGUGAGUUGAGGACAGAUCUUGCCGAGGGACGUAGUCAAUGAGAAGUGAUACAACGUGUCACAAAUAUGGAGAACCAACAACGAGCCAUCUACGAUUUGAACUUGACCAUUAUGGAGCAAUUACGACGUAUGGGAGCACUAUCAAUUCAUAGGUCCGAACCCGAUUCAGAUGGUGGUAGUGCUCCGAAAUCAUGAUAUUUUAUCAUUACAAGUGUUUUAGUUACGACCUUAGUUGUUUUGGUAUGAUAAUAUGGUAACUUGAAUUAGAUCUAUACAUUUUUCUGAUAUGUGCUACUUGCGGUAUUCACACUAAAUACAUUGUA
Molecule: messenger RNA, 1737 nt
Organism: Andrographis paniculata
Lineage: Eukaryota; Viridiplantae; Streptophyta; Magnoliopsida; Lamiales; Acanthaceae
Product: 6-phosphofructo-2-kinase/fructose-2,6-bisphosphatase-like
Exons: 6
Coding region: 972-1217 (81 amino acids)
Biological process (GO): fructose 2,6-bisphosphate metabolic process; fructose metabolic process
Cellular component (GO): cytosol
Molecular function (GO): ATP binding; 6-phosphofructo-2-kinase activity; fructose-2,6-bisphosphate 2-phosphatase activity
Source: RefSeq, a predicted model, not a curated record